Molecule: messenger RNA, 888 nt
Organism: Colletotrichum costaricense
Lineage: Eukaryota; Fungi; Ascomycota; Sordariomycetes; Glomerellales; Glomerellaceae
Exons: 2
Coding region: 1-888 (295 amino acids)
Source: RefSeq, a predicted model, not a curated record
AUGCCGUUCAUUGGCAGGCCCAACAGCAUUUGCUCUUUCCCAAAACAAUGGACUAAUUUCCCUCCUUCCUUUCUUUCCACUCCUUGCCCUUCCAUACCUGCCCUCCCCAUAUCCGUACCUUCCCAUCCUUUACCUCGCCUCACCUCGAGAUCCAUCCAUCACCAGUCAUCGCUGGUCACCUUCGCCUUCACCUUCACAGUCACUCGCUGUUUGCAUCUUCCUUCUUACCCUUUGUUGUUUGUCAUCCUUCUACCGCCUUCUUACCGACUACGCGCCCUCGUUUCUUUCAUCUUUUCUUCACCUCCCAUACACCCAAACUCUGCGCCUUCCCACACCCCCCGGUCCAAACGACUUCACCUUUCCAAGUGGCAAGUACUGGCGCCCUUGACAGCUCCCAGUUCUAUUUUCGAUCACCACCAUACCGAUAGACGAGGGGUCCCGCAUCUCUGCAUCUGGGAUCUGGAUCUAAUUCAUUUUCACUCUAUUUCUGCCUGGCAACUUAUCCUAACCGGGACCGAGCAGGUGUCCGUACGAACUAUCCAUACAGGCAAUCCCAAUAGGCAGACGUCGUUGACUUGCCACCUACACAACUCCACCCACGACCGGACUUCUCGCUACCACCGCCGCACCUGCCUACGCUGCCUGCCUACCAACGCCAAAGUCCCUUUCAUCUUGACGACUACACACCGAGCGAGGCCCCAUCACCUUUUUUUCUCUUUGCCUUUUGUCGACUCUUCAUCUCACGAUUCCCUUUGUCUCAGAGUCGUCUUCGAGUCUCAUCGCCCGAACCCUCUGCGGCAUACUGCUUUACGGAUCACCUCCUUGCUGCCGUUGCAAAGGAUAUCGCAUCCGUCUGCAAGCUCUAGUCAAGAGUUCCACCCUGACUAA